Messenger RNA from Diachasma alloeum, 879 nucleotides. RefSeq lists its product as uncharacterized. NCBI's taxonomy places the organism in Eukaryota, Metazoa, Arthropoda, Insecta, Hymenoptera, Braconidae. The coding region runs from base 1 to 879 and encodes 292 amino acids. The transcript is spliced from 2 exons. The record is from RefSeq and is a predicted model, not a curated record.
AUGAUGGACCGUAUAACAAUUCGUUCACCCCUGUUGGUGGUGAUCGCCUCUUUCUUGAUUAUGGCAUGUGUUAAUGGUGAAAUCGAGCAGCGAGCGUCGAGGCAGUCGAUCGAAGAACCUCCGCAGACCCUUGAGGAAACCAUGAACAAGGACUGCAGCAAGUCCUACAGUGCCACGUGCCUCAAGCUGGACGUUGUGUCCUUCGUUGAUAAACUUUCCGAGCAAAAGGACAUCGGAAUACUUCCCGGGGUGUCUGUCGUCCAGGAGAACACCUCCGAGAACGUGUCUUCUUCGGACAUAGUUGCCAACCUGGCGAGGGAGUUCCCUAAUGAUGUUGACAGACGACUGGAUGCAUAUCUGUUGCACAAGAUCGGGACCUACUUGAAUAGUCACUCUAUCUCUAUCAAACUGUUCGACCCGAAGACGUUUGAGGCUGCCAGGAGCUUCAAUGAGGAGACUCUUUCGCAGUUUGGGUUUUCCGCGGGGUCUAAUGUUGAGACUGGUCGAGGAAGGAAGAACAAGGGCAACAUGGGAGCCCUCGCAGCCGGACUCAUGAUGAUGAAGGGAACUCUAGGUGCUCUAGGAUUCGGUGCUCUAGCUAUGCUAGCGGGUAAGGCCCUCAUGACCGGCCUGAUGGCACUCAUGCUGUCGGCUAUUGUUGGGCUCAAAUCGUUGACGAGCGGUGGAGAGAAGAAGACUACUUAUGAGAUUGUUAGCAAGCCCGUCUACUCGUCCUCCCACACGCACAGCAGUGAGGAGCAACAUCACGGUCACGGAUAUGGACAUUCCGGAUACGCAAGAUCUCUUGAUAUCGUCGACUCCAAUGUCCAAGAGGGCAUUCGGAAGUACGGAAAUGUGAGGGAUCGUCGGGCUGUUUAA